AUGGGCCUGACAGCGGAUUUCGAUGACCGUCAUAUUGAACGCGAAGCCGAGAAAGAUCAGUACAAGCCAUUUGAGUAUCAGACUCAGGACAAUGGCUCGUGGGCUGGUGCUCUGCCCGUGAAGCAAGGUCUGUACGACCCUUCGUUGGAGAAGGAUGCCUGUGGUGUCGGCUUUGCUUGCCAUAUGAAGGGCAAACCUAGCCACAAAAUUGUCAGCGAUGCACGCAACCUGCUGUGCAACAUGACGCAUCGCGGUGCCGUGGGAUCCGAUGCACGAGACGGCGAUGGCGCCGGCGUCAUGACUUCGAUCCCCCACCGCUUCUUCAUCAAGAACUUUGAAAAGGAGGUGGACAUCAAGCUCCCUCCCGCCGGCCAGUAUGCCGUGGGUAACCUCUUCUUCAAGCCCGACGAGGAGACGUUUGCCGAGUCCAAGAAGCAGCUGGAAGAUGUUGCCGAGUCCUUGGGCCUGCGCGUCCUGGGAUGGAGGCGGCCCCCUGUCGACUCCACCCUCCUCGGUCCUGCCGCCAAGUCGCGCGAGCCCAUCAUCGCCCAGCCCUUUGUCGUCCUGGCCGAGGCUUACGGCACCGGCCUGACGCCCGACGAGACGGAUCCUGACAAGUUUGACGAGCGCUACUUUGAGCGUCAGCUCUUCAUCCUGCGUAAGCGUGCCACCCACACCAUUGGGCUGUCCAACUGGUUCUACAUCUGCUCCCUCUCCUCCAAGAACAUUGUCUACAAGGGCCAGCUGGCCCCCGUCCAGGUCUACUCGUACUUUCACGACCUCGUCAACGCCGACUACGAGGCCCACUUUGCCCUCGUCCACUCUCGCUUCUCCACAAACACCUUCCCUUCGUGGGACCGUGCCCAGCCUCUGCGCUGGGCCGCCCACAACGGCGAGAUCAACACGCUGCGUGGGAACAAGAACUGGAUGCGCGCCCGCGAGGGUGUCAUGCACUCCGACGUUUUCAAGGACGAGCUCGAGAUGCUCUACCCCGUCGUCGAGGACGGCGGCUCCGACUCGGCCGCCUUCGACAACGUGCUCGAGCUGCUGACCAUCAACGGCGUACUCUCCCUGCCCGAGGCCGUCAUGCUCAUGGUCCCCGAGGCCUGGCAAGGCAACGAGAACAUGGACCCCAAGAAGGCUGCGUUCUACGAGUGGGCUGCCUGCCAGAUGGAACCUUGGGAUGGCCCCGCCCUCUUCACCUUCGCCGACGGCCGCUUCUGCGGUGCCAACCUGGACCGCAACGGCCUCCGCCCCUGCCGCUUCUACGUCAUGGACGACGACCGCAUCAUCUGUGCUUCCGAGGUCGGCACCAUCCCCGUCGAGCCCGAGAGCGUCAUCCAGAAGGGCCGCCUGCAGCCCGGCCGCAUGCUGCUCGUCGACACCCAGGCCGGCCGCCUGAUUGACGACAAGGAGCUCAAGGAGGCCGUCUGCAGCCGCCAGGAUUUCCGCACCUGGCUGGACCGCGAGCUCAUCACCCUGCCUAAGGUCCUCGACACCAUGUCGUCGCGCAUGGGCGCCGAGAUCCAGGCCGAGCCCGACGCCACCCUGCUACAGAAGGACCCCCUCCUGCUGGCCUUUGGCUACUCGUACGAGCAGGUCAGCCUGCUGCUCGCUCCCAUGGCUGCCGACGAGAAGGAGGCGCUCGGCUCCAUGGGAAACGAUGGACCCCUGGCCUGCCUGGCGGACGCGCCCCGUCUGCUCUACGACUAUUUCCGCGAGCUCUUCGCCCAGGUCACCAACCCCCCCAUCGACCCCAUCCGCGAGUCCAUCGUCAUGGCCCUCGACUGCUACGUCGGACCCCAGGGCAACCUGCUCGAGAUGGAUGCCUCGCAGUGCGGCCGUCUCCUGCUGCCCAGCCCCAUCCUGUCCAUCCCCGAGUUCAACAGCGUCAAGAAUAUGUCGGCUAUCCACCCCGAAUGGACCGUCAAGACCAUCGACCUGACCUUCCCCAAGAAGUUGGGCGUCGAGGGCUACAUGCAGCACCUCGAUCACAUCUGCCGCGAGGCAGACGCCGCCAUCGAGGCCCGCGAUCGCAUCAUCGUCCUCUCGGACCGCAGCACCUCGGCGGACCGCGUCGCCGUCUCUGCCAUCCUGGCCUCGGGCAUGGUUCACCACCACCUCGUCGCCAACAAGUGGCGCUCCAUGGCCGCCCUCGUCGUCGAGACGGCCGAGGCCCGUGAGGUGCACCACAUGUGCGUGCUCCUCGGGUACGGCGCCGACGCCAUCAACCCCUACCUCGCCAUGGAGUGUAUCCUCAAGCUCAACCGUGAGGGUCUCAUCAAGAAGAAGCUCGACGACGACGCCCUGAUCCGCAACUAUAAGCACUCGUGCGACGGCGGCAUCCUCAAGGUCAUGAGCAAGAUGGGCAUCUCCACCCUGGCCUCGUACAAGGGCGCGCAGAUCUUCGAGGCCCUCGGUCUCGACGACAGCGUCGUCGACCGCUGCUUCCGCGGCACCGCCUCCCGCAUCAGGGGUAUGACGUUUGAGCUCAUCGCCCAGGAUGCCUUCCGCUUCCACGAGCGCGGCUUCCCCAGCCGCGAGACGGUGCGCAUCGAGGCCCUCCCCGAGUCGGGCGAGUACCACUGGCGCGACGGCGGCGAGGCCCACGUCAACGACCCGCGGUCUAUCGCCAACAUCCAGGACGCCGUGCGGACCAAGAACGACAAGUCGUACGAGGCCUACUCCCGGUCCGAGUAUGAGCAGAUCAAGAACUGCACGCUUCGCGGCCUGCUCGACUUCAAGUUUGAGGACCGCGAGCCCAUCCCCAUCGACCAGGUGGAGCCGUGGACGGAGAUUGUGCGGCGCUUCUGCACGGGCGCCAUGUCGUACGGGUCCAUCUCGAUGGAGUCGCACUCGACCCUGGCCGUGGCCAUGAACCGCCUGGGCGGAAAGUCCAACACGGGCGAGGGCGGCGAGGACCCGGAGCGGUCGGAGCGCAUGUCAAACGGCGACACGAUGCGCUCCGCCAUCAAGCAGGUGGCCUCGGGCCGCUUCGGCGUCACGGCUGCCUACCUGGCCGACUCGGACGAGCUGCAGAUCAAGAUGGCCCAGGGCGCCAAGCCCGGCGAGGGCGGCGAGCUCCCCGGCCACAAGGUCUCCCGGUCCAUCGCCCGCACCCGCCACUCCACGCCGGGCGUGGGUCUCAUCUCUCCGCCCCCCCACCACGACAUCUACUCCAUCGAGGACCUCAAGCAGCUCAUCUACGACCUCAAGUGCUCCAGCCCCCGCUCCCGCGUCUCCGUCAAGCUCGUCUCCGAGGUCGGCGUCGGGAUCGUCGCCUCGGGCGUUGCCAAGGCCAAGGCCGACCACAUCCUCGUCUCGGGCCACGACGGCGGCACCGGCGCCUCCCGAUGGACGGGCAUCAAGUACGCUGGCCUGCCUUGGGAGCUGGGCCUGGCCGAGACCCACCAGACGCUCGUGCUCAACGACCUGCGCGGCCGCGUCGUCGUCCAGACCGACGGUCAGCUCAAGACGGGUAGGGAUGUCGCCCUCGCCUGCCUGCUCGGUGCUGAGGAAUGGGGCUUCGCUACAGCUCCGCUCAUUGCCAUGGGCUGCAUCAUGAUGCGAAAGUGUCACUUGAAUACGUGCCCUGUCGGUAUCGCUACGCAGGAUCCAGAGCUGCGCAAGAAGUUUGAAGGUACCCCGGAGCACGUCAUCAACUUCUUCUACUACGUGGCUAACGAGCUCCGCGCCAUCAUGGCCCGCCUCGGCUUCCGUACCAUCAACGAGAUGGUGGGCCACGUCGAGGUGCUCAAGGUCCGAGACGACCUGCGCACUCCCAAGACGCAGAACAUUGACCUGUCCCUGCUCCUGACGCCCGCCCACAAGCUGCGCCCCGGAGUGGCCACCUUCAACGUCCGCAAGCAGGACCACAAGCUCUACGUCCGCCUGGAUAACAAGCUGAUCUCGGAGUCGGAGCUGACCCUGGACAAGGGUCUGCCCUCGCGCAUCGAGUGUGACAUUGUCAAUACGGACCGUGCCAUGGGCACUUCGCUCUCCUACCAGAUCGCGAAGCGCUACGGCGAGGCCGGGCUACCGCUCGACACGGUCCACGUCAACAUAAAGGGUUCGGCCGGACAGUCGUUCGGCGCCUUCCUGUCCUCGGGCGUCACCCUAGAGCUCGAGGGUGACGCCAACGACUACGUCGGCAAGGGUCUCUCGGGCGGCCGCCUCAUAGUCUACCCCCCGCGCUCGGCCAUCUUCAAGGCCGAGGAGAACGUCAUCGUCGGCAACGUCUGCCUGUACGGUGCCACGGCGGGUACGUGCUUCUUCCGCGGCAUGGCAGCCGAGCGCUUCGCCGUCCGCAACUCGGGCGCCACGGCCGUCGUCGAGGGCGUCGGAGACCACGGCUGCGAGUACAUGACGGGCGGUCGCGUCGUCAUCCUCGGCAACACGGGCCGCAACUUUGCCGCGGGGAUGUCGGGCGGUAUCGCCUACAUCCUCGACGUCAGGGCCGACUUCCUCUCCAAGCUCAACACCGAGAUGGUCGAGGCGGGCCCGCUCGAGGACCCGGCCGAGAUUGCGUUUGUGCGCAGCCUCGUCGAGGACCACCAUCACUACACGGGCUCGGAGCUCGCGGCCCGCAUCCUGGUCGACUUCACCCGCGCCCUGCCCCGCUUCGUCAAAGUCCUCCCGGUCGAUUACAAGCGCGUGAUGGAGGAAGAGGCCGCCAAGGCGGCCGAGGCCAAGCGCGCCCAGUACAACCUGCCCCUCAUCUCGGGCGUCACCCACAGGCGGGAGGAGAAGAAGCCGGCGGCCAAGCUCCAGGACCUCGAGGAGGCCGUCGGCGACAGUGCGGCCGAGAAGAAGCGUGCGCUCGUCCUGGACAAGACGCGCGGCUUCAAGAUGUAUGCGCGCCGCUCCGAGAAGUACCGGCAGGCAUCUACGCGCACCAAGGACUGGGCCGAGCUCAGCUCGCGCCUCAACGAGGACGAGCUCAAGUACCAGUCGGCGCGCUGCAUGGACUGCGGCGUCCCCUUCUGCCAGUCGGAGACGGGCUGCCCCAUCUCCAACAUCAUCCCCAAGUGGAACGAGCUGGUGUUCCAGAACCAGUGGAAGGACGCGCUCGACCGGCUGCUGAUGACGAACAACUUCCCCGAGUUCACGGGGCGCGUCUGCCCGGCUCCCUGCGAGGGCGCGUGCGUGCUGGGCAUCAACGAGGACCCGGUGGGCAUCAAGUCGAUCGAGUGCGCCAUCAUCGACCGCGGCUUCGAGAUGGGCUGGAUGGUGCCCAAGCCGCCCAAGGUGCGCACGGGCAAGAGGGUGGCCGUCAUCGGGUCGGGCCCGGCGGGCCUGGCGUGCGCGGACCAGCUCAACCGGGCGGGUCACAGCGUCACGGUGUACGAGCGCGCGGACCGGCCGGGCGGGCUGCUCAUGUACGGCAUCCCCAACAUGAAGCUGGACAAGCGCAUCGUCAAGCGGCGCACGGACUUUAUGGCGUCCGAGGGCGUCGAGUUCCGGACGGGUGUGGCCGUCGGCGGGGAGGGGCAGCCGACGCUGUCGUCGCUGCGGGCGUCGAACGACGCCGUCGUCAUCGCGACGGGCUCGACGGUGGCGCGCGACCUGCCGAUCAAGGGCCGCGACCUGGAGGGCAUCCACUUCGCCAUGGAGUUCCUGCACCGCAACACAAAGUCGCUGCUGGACUCUGAGCUGGCGGACGGGUCGUACAUCUCGGCCAAGGACAAGGACGUGGUGGUCAUCGGCGGCGGCGACACGGGCAACGACUGCAUCGGCACGUCUGUGCGCCACGGCGCCAGGUCGGUGACGAACUUUGAGCUCCUGCCCCAGCCGCCGGCCGAGCGCGCCAGCGACAACCCCUGGCCGCAGUGGCCGCGCGUGUACCGCGUCGACUACGGGCACACGGAGGUGCGGCAGCACACGGGCAAGGACCCGCGCGAGUACUGCAUCAUGUCGGAGGAGUUUGUCGACGACGGCACCGGAAAGGUCAAGGGCAUCAGCACGAUCCGCGUCGAGUGGACGCGGUCCUCGUCGGGAGGGUGGGACAUGAAGAAGGUUGACGGGUCGCAGGAGUUCUUCCCGGCUGACCUGGUCUUUCUGUCCAUGGGCUUCCUGGGACCGGAGAGUCGCGUGCUGGGUGAUGAGAUCGAGAAGGAUGCUCGCAAGAAUAUCAAGACGGCGCCUGGCAAGUACGCCACCAAUCUUGACGGCGUGUUUGCGGCUGGCGACGCUCGUCGUGGGCAGUCCCUGAUCGUCUGGGGCAUCAACGAAGGCCGCAUGGCUGCUCGUGAGGUCGACUUCUUCCUAGAGAGCAACAGCAGUCUACCUGUCACGGGUGGUAUCAUCAAGCAAUCCGCUCAAGAAGUUCUGCACAAUAUCGCUGUGCAGGCAUGA
Messenger RNA from Geosmithia morbida, 6354 nucleotides. RefSeq names its product glutamate synthase (NADH). Gene Ontology annotation, molecular function: FMN binding; iron ion binding; flavin adenine dinucleotide binding. The transcript is spliced from 4 exons. The coding region runs from base 1 to 6354 and encodes 2117 amino acids. Lineage: Eukaryota; Fungi; Ascomycota; Sordariomycetes; Hypocreales; Bionectriaceae. The record is from RefSeq and is a predicted model, not a curated record.